AAAUGGCUAAAGUUGAUCCCAAUGUGGAAGCUUUAUGCGCAGCCAUUAAUAAACAAAGCAAGGCGAUCGAGAAGCAAAGCCAGCUUCUCCAGAGCGUUCUAGACAAACAGAGCAAAACUGCAAUUCCAGCUCCUGCUCCGGGUAAAAUUGAUAAAUUUGAAGCUGAGGCCGAAUCAUUCGAUGACUAUGUGGAUCGUCUUCAAAUGCAUUUUCGUAUGCAUAGUAUUACUGAUUCGACCAAACAGGCUGUUACUUUACUUACCAAUUUACCACCCAAAUUGUUUCAACUUGUUAAAUCGUUGUUAUCGCCUGUUAAACCGGAAAGUAAAUCAUUCGACGAUCUAGUUAAAACGCUUCAUGAUCACCUGUGUCCAAAGCCGUUAAUAAUCGUCAGCCGGAAAACUUUCCUCAGCUAUAAGCAGAAAGAAGGCGAAUCUAUCAGCGAUUACAUUGCGGAGCUACGUAAACUAGCUGUCAACUGCCAAUAUCCUGAAUCGAUGUUAAAUACCAUGUUACGUGACGUUUUCGUUACUGGUCUUCGUUCGAGAUCAAUUUUAGAUCGGAUAUUGGAGGAAGAUGAUAUUCCUUUAGAAAAAACGCUCGAUAUCGCUAGAGCAAUGGAGGUGGCAAACGGAGGUACUUCGCAAAUAUUACACAAUGAAAAAGUUGAUAAACUUAACAAGCUGUCAUAUGCCAAUAAGAAGAAUCGAAGGGCUAAAGCUAAAGAUCAACGUAACGAUCCUCCUAAAAGCAACACCUCUGCUUCUUCAGUCAAACAGCUGGGUAAAACUUUCGAAUCUGGCCGAAGGUGUUUUAAAUGUGCACGUACUAACCAUUUAUCUCCUCAGUGCAAAGCUAGAAAUUUAAACUGUACGUAUUGCAGUAAACAAGGCCAUGUUGAGGAAGUGUGCCGAAAAAAAGCAUCGGAUAAAUCACAGAGCUCCGGCAUUCACCAGUUUAAAGCUACAGACGAAGAUGAAAUUUAUCCUAUCAAAGUUCUCUCGUUUGAUAGUGCUGAAUGUCCGCCUAUGAUAGUAACAGUUCAUCUAAAUGGCAAACCAGUGAAGAUGGAACUUGAUUCAGGUGCUAGAGCUAGUGUUAUCAGUAAAAAUAAUUUCAACCAGAUACCUGAUAACCCAACUAUUCGUUCAACAACAGUUCGUUUUCGCGAUUACGAUGGUAAUCUUAUCAUUCCGUUGGGUGUUUCCGAUGUACGAGUUAAAUUUAAUCAAAAGGAGAAAAAUUUGCAGCUGUAUGUGCUCGAAAACGAUCGCGAUAGUUUAUUUGGCCGUGAGUGGCUACAUGCUUUCAAUAUGGGAAUUUCCGAGCUGAAUCAGUUAUCAAUGUCACGUCCGGAAGUUAUCAAAUUGGAUGAUAUUUUACGUAAAUAUGAUUCAGUUUUCCAUUCCGAAGUUGGCAAAGUGAAAAAUUACCAAUGUUCGAUCACUUUGAAACCAGAUGCUCGGCCAGUUUUUCAAAAAGCUCGAACUCCUCCAUACUCGCUUAAGGAGGCAAUUGAAACCGAAAUUCAUCGUUUGGUGAAAAUUGGAGUGUUGAAAAAAGUUGAGCAUUCAGAAUGGGCAUCGCCGGUUGUUCCUGUUGUCAAAUCCGAUCAAACAGUGCGUUUAUGUGGCGACUACAGUGGUACAGUUAACCCACAGAUCCUGGUGCCGCAUUAUCCGUUCAAAGGUUACGAUGACGUUUUUUCAAAGCUGAAUGGUGGCGAAAAAUUUACUACAGCUGAUGUUAUCACUGCGUUUCUUCAGUUAUCAGCAGAUGAACAAACGCAAAUAAUACUUACCUUGAGCACUCAUCUGGGCUUAUUUCAACCUACAAGCAUCAUGUAUGGCGUUGGCUGUGCUCCAGCUUUUUUCCAAGAAUUUAUGGAUAAAAAGUUUGGUCAUUUAAAGAAUACCUGUAACGUUAUCGACGAUCUCAUCAUGACUGGUAAAGACGAUGAAGAACAUCUCCAAACCAUCGUUGAGGUUUUAGAAAUUUGCCUACAGAGUAAUAUCCGUUUGAACCUGAAAAAGUGCAAAUUUCUUCAAAGCCAAGUCAAAUUUCUUGGUUAUUUAGUCGAUAAAAAUGGUGUUCACAAGACUGCAGAGAAAAUUUCAGCCAUUAUGGAUGCGCCAAGACCUCAAAACGGCGAUGAAAUUAAAUCGUUUCUUGGUAUGGUUGGAUUUUAUGGGAAAUUUUUUCCAAAUUUAGCCACUAUUGCAGCUCCGUUGAAUUAUUUAACCGGUAAAAAUCGUCAUUUCGAAUGGACAUCUGAGUGUCAAGAAAGUUUUGAGAAAAUUAAGCAAGAGAUCGCAUCGGAUCGCGUAUUAUUCAGAUACGAUCCCAAUUUACCUCUUUUGCUGUCUGUAGAUGCGAGUCCAGUUGGGCUAGGUGCCGUUUUAGCGCACGAAGUCACUGGUCAAGAACGUCCGAUUAUUUUUGCAUCUCGUACUCUCAACAGAUCCGAACGUAAUUACUCACAGAUCGAUCGAGAGGCAUUAGCGAUUAAAUGGGGAAUUGAAAAAUUUGCUCAUUAUUUGUACGGUGCGAAAUUUACCCUGAUAACCGACAGUGAACCGUUGGUUCAUAUUUUCGAUCGAAAACCAAGUCUACCAAAGCUUACUGUUACUCGUUUGCAACAUUACGCAUUAUAUCUCACCAUGUUCAACUUUAAGGUGAAAUAUCGUCGAUCCGAAGAUAACGGUAAUGCUGAUUUCUUGUCACGCUGUCCAAUUGGUCUCAUCGAAGCUAAUACAACAGCUGACACUUCGAAUCAAUCCGAUUUAGCUGAAAUAUUUCAAUUGAACCAACUCGAUUGUUUCAAACUUACCUCAAAAGAAAUUGGUUUAGCAACUCUCAAUGAUCCGGAGCUGAAAGUAAUCUACGAGAAGCUUCGUUAUGGCGAAUCGUUGGGUGCAAAUGAUGGAAAAUUAUCGUUACAAGGUCGCAGUAUUUUUCACGGAAUUCGAGUUUACAUUCCGCAAGUACAUCGUAAUGCAGUUUUAGAAGAAUUACAUGCCGGUCAUUUGGGCAUUGUCCGAAUGAAAGCUUUAGCGCGUUCGCAUGUUUACUGGCCUGGAAUUGACCAUGAUAUUGAAGCGUUGGUCAAACGUUGCGCAUCGUGUACUGCAGUUUCCAAAGAUCCGAAGCAAGUUACGCAUUUUUGGGAAUAUCCAUCUCAACCUUGGGCUAGAAUUCAUAUCGAUUUUUUGGGUCCUUUUUACGGUCAUAAUUUUUUUAUUCUUGUUGAUGCGUAUUCGAAAUGGCCGGAAGUAUUCAAAGUACCGAAUAUUACAGCAUCAACAACGAUUCGAAUACUUCGUUCCUUAUUUGUUCGAUAUGGUCUACCUAUAACGAUUGUAUCUGAUAACGGACCAACAUUUACUAGUAUCGAGUUCAAGAAAUUUCUACAAGAAAAUGGUAUUCAUCAUGUUACAACUACUCCUUAUCAUGCUAAAUCGAAUGGCCAGGCGGAGAGGUUCGUAUUCACUUUUAAACAGGCAUUCCGUGCUCAAUGUGAUGGAAAAUUAUCAAUCGAGGAAAAGAUUGAUAAUUUCUUGCUGACCUAUCGAAGAGCUCCGAACAGCACGACUGGUGAAACUCCGGCAAAGUUGUUUAUGGGUCACGAAAUACGCACGCGCCUCGAUUUCCUCCGACCUACCAAAGGAGAAAAGGUCACCGGUACUCAAGUACCUAAUUUCAAAGUUGGUGACGAAGUUGCUUUUCGCGAAUAUCAGAAUCGCAAGUCAAAAUGGAGUGAUGGAGUUAUUGUCAAGCAGCAGGGUGCUGUUCAUUACGAGAUCGCGCGUACAGACGCUGAUCAAGCUGUUAAUCGUGAUAUUGUACGUAGACACGCAGAUCAAAUUAUUCCUCGAAGUACUCCUGCUGAAAACACUCCUGCUCAAGACGAAAAUCCGAGUCAGGUUGCGGCUCCGAAACCUGAAGCUGAUUCUGCAGCUGAUUCUGAGCUGAGGCGUUCCAGCCGAUCGAAGAAACCUGUAAAUCGUCUCGAUCUAUAAAAAACCCAAAGGGGGAAGAGUGUGGUGUCUGUAUAGACGGCAGCACCGAAUUCGUAGAUCGUUGAAUCGUAUGUGUAUGUGUGCUUGGCACAAUUGUAGAUAUUUGGAGGUAUGAGUUUUUAGUGUGUGUGAUUAUUGCUUUGUCAUGUUAUUAUUAUUCGUUAUGUUUUAAAAUAAAAUUACG
Messenger RNA from Planococcus citri (citrus mealybug), 4203 nucleotides. RefSeq lists its product as uncharacterized. The coding region runs from base 3 to 4019 and encodes 1338 amino acids. The transcript has a single exon. Gene Ontology annotation, biological process: DNA integration. Gene Ontology annotation, molecular function: zinc ion binding; nucleic acid binding. The record is from RefSeq and is a predicted model, not a curated record. Lineage: Eukaryota; Metazoa; Arthropoda; Insecta; Hemiptera; Pseudococcidae.